This is a messenger RNA of Westerdykella ornata, 783 nucleotides long. RefSeq lists its product as uncharacterized. The transcript is spliced from 3 exons. The coding region runs from base 1 to 783 and encodes 260 amino acids. Lineage: Eukaryota; Fungi; Ascomycota; Dothideomycetes; Pleosporales; Sporormiaceae. The record is from RefSeq and is a predicted model, not a curated record.
AUGUCGGAUACCCACGGGCAGUUCGACUCCGUUUACGGGUCAAAUCGCCCUGACUCCCAGCAAUACAAUCUACCUCACCGUACGAACGCCCCCAAGCCACAACUGCCCAUGAUUGAUCAUGCCGCCAAUGGUCCAUGGCAGCAUCCAGGCUCCGCAUAUUCACCACGCCUACCCGUCGCCGCGGCUCCGACCGAGGAAUACGCAUAUGUCUACCCCGACCCUAUCGAAGCGAUGAGCCCGCCCCAACACCCGUAUUUCUGUCUUUCGCGUUAUGCACCUAGCGGUCACAAUCAGCACAACUGCAUGACCACGCCUGAGCGACAAGCAACGCCAAUCUGUUGCUCUCUGUACGGUACUGGGCAGGUUGACCGGGAGAUUUCAGCCUUGAACCAGCAUGGCGAGAAUCUUCCCCAGGAUGCCGUGGUGAUGCCUCUUCUCGGCAUGUGCGAACCCCUGGUACUCGUCCCUGUAAAGGAGGAGAAAAAUGCAGCCCACGACCAGCCGCCUUUGAAAAGCUACCAAUGUACCCGGGUACCUAUGUAUGUUAUUAUUGGCACUUGGAUUGAGCAGUCGAAGUACCUCCUUUCUCUAUUCAAGUGCUCAUGUCCGCCAGGUGCUCCGCUCCUAUUCCUCAACUGCCGCUUCCUCAGGCCGUUAUACACCAUAGUCGCCAUUACUCUCAACAUCCCAGAUACAUCCUCUACAGCAUCGCCGCUCGUCUCUACUCCCAUCCACUUAUCACCACCCAUCACCACCCAUCCCCUGGCUGCACCCAUCGUAUAA